AGUUGCAGCACAAUAAUUGGUAUGAACCAUUUCCAAACUGGACCUACAGGUGAUAGAGCAGGAAGGGGCAAUAAAUCAAGAGGGCACUGAUAAGAGAAUCAUAACUUGCAGGUUAGAGUUGGAGACAGCAAGUUCUUCGAAAACGUCAGCAGAGAUCCACCAAAUUAGACCGUGUCACUUUCUAGAAGACUGUAAACUUGAAGAAUGUAAGAGGCAACAUGGUGACCUAGGCUGAACAGUGAAACUGUUAAGAGCGAUUUUAAAGAAAUAGUGGGUGACUGUGGAGAUGGUUUUGUAGGAGGGAAUUUGUUGAAUGGAUGAGAAGAAUUAGCUUUUCAGGAAUGUGUCUGUCCUUGCAAUUUGUCUAUUGUCCAUGUUUUUCCUGCGCAUAAAUUUUCUUCUCAGUGAUGACUUCAUACGCAUUGCCAUUGCCAUGUGCCGCCCAGACUGUCAAUAAGAUGGGAUACCAUUUCAUUUCAUUUCUUGAACAUCAAUUUUCUUAUACAUAAAUUACGCUACUAGCCUAUUUCCAGAAUGUGACACCCUCCGUUUCUUAUGUGGUCUGCCAGGGCUACGUCUACUUGUGAAUUUAAUGACUCAAAUUAUGUCUGGGAAUAAAAACUACUUCCAUGAGUAUGAUGUGGUAAUUUCUCCAAUUAGAAUUAUCCGCGUUUGUAGUUACGACACUAUAUGUCACGGCAUCCUUGAAUCUCUUCGGUUACUUCAUCAAUUCGCUCUGUUUCAAGGAUGAUGCUUAGGGUGUCUACCCCUGUUCGAUGAUAACGGCGGUGAUCCAACAUUAUUCAUUCAUGAGGAUCAAGUAAUCUUAUUUUCGUGUGUAUAUUUUGGAAUGCGUUAUCAAGAACGUCACGAAAGAGGUUAGAGUAUGCUCGUUGUAUGAAGAAAAUCAUAGUGGUGUUACCCAGAAUGGAAUAUAUUUUUAGGUGGCCAACACGAAUAUGUAUUGACAAUAAUGUUUUAAUAAAUAAGUAUUUUCAUUAUUUCAGUAAAUUUUAUUUUGAGAAAGGAAAAAAAGCGACAACGAGUGUUGUAGUUAAUUUAAUGAUGCUGGACAUUACAGCGUUUUACAGGAUGGACAUAGGUAGGGCAUUGAAAUACAGCUUAGAGAAAUAAAGACAUAGAUUAGUGGGAGAAGUGAUAAUAAGUACAUGGACAUUUUCAGGAAGAAAUGUGUAAAGCAGGAAGAAGAGCAGCAAGGGGAGAUUAGUGAGAGGAACAUAAGGAUGCUUCAGAAGAGAGAUGCUGAAAGAAACAGAUACAGGCAAAUAACAGGUGAAGCAAAAGCAAGGAUGCUACAAAAGAAAAGAGAUGCUAAAAGAAACAGGUACUGUCAAGUAACAGGUGAAGAGAAAGCAAAGAUGUUACAGAAGAAGAGAGACACUGAAAGGAACAGAUACAGUCAGAUGACAGGCGAGGAGAAAGUGAGGAUGUUGCAUAAAAGUAGGAUUGCUAAAAGGAACAGAUACAAUAAAAUGACAGAGGAGGAGAAAGCAAGGAUGUUACAGAAGAAGAGAAUUGCUGCUAGAAGUAGAUACAGUCAAAUGACAGAUGAGGAGAAAGCACGGAUGUUGCAGAGGAAGAAAGAAGCCCGGCAGAUGAAACUUUGUCUGAUGGAGAAUGAUGAGAAGGUAAGGAUGAUUCAGAUGCAAGAAGAUCAGGAGCGACCUAGGGAAAUUAAAAUGGAGGAGGAUGCAGAGAAGGUGCAGAAAGAAAUGUGUGCUGAACAAAGAAUAUGCAUGAAAAUGACAGGUGAGAAGGGAAUGAUGGUAGAGAACGAUUUGUGGCAGCGUGGACUUAAUCAAAUGGAAAGUGAAGAGGGGGCAAGAACACAGCAGAGCAACAGAGAUGCUAAACAAAGUAUGUUUGAUCUGAUGACACAUGAAGAGAAGGAAUUGACUAAGGAAAGAAGGAUAAAUGAUACAGAACGAAGCAGGUUCAGUAAUAGUUUACAUGUAACUAGUGACUUGACUUGUGAGGAAACUAUGCAGACAGCAACAAUUUGGGGACAGUGUGGAGAGAAGUCAACUUUCCUUUGCAACCCAGCAGUCUCUUGUGAACUCGAUAAAUCAGUUUUUAUUGGAUCUAUGCAUGUUGUAUGUGAUUACUGCCAAGCAAAAAAGCGGAAUGGUGAAGGAUGUGGUGUGUGUUGCUCUAAUGGGAAAGUUCAGUUGCAGCCUGUAGAAGUGCCUUGUGCAGUACUGACGGUGCUUCCUUCUGGCACUGAUCACCUUUUGCAGCAUACAGAAAUGUACAGCUGUGAUUUGCAGAUGGCUUCACUUGGAGUUUCUGCAAAGGACAAUAUUGAUGUCAUCAAAGUGGAAUGCAAUGUUGAUAUAGAGACUGAACCAAAAUCUGAAGAUUGCCUCACAGAUGCAGAUCAGGGGCAAGUUCCAUUUUCCUUCAUACCUGUGAAGCAGGAAUUGGAAGAGUCAUGGGCUGUUACUGCUAUCAAGGAAGAGCAGAUAGAUGAAAUAACAAAAGAAGAACAAGAAAUUUGUUUCGAAGGUGGUGACAAAUUUCCAAAUGAACAAGAUAAUCGAGGCUAUACAGCUUUGCAACUUGACCCAUGUCUUGGUCAUGACCAGAAAUGUGCUGUGGAAGAUGUCAUUAAUAAAGACAUGGAUUUAGUUUACAUGUCCACAGUUAGGCUUGGUGACAACCUUAAUUACAGUGGACAGAAUGUGAACAAAACUAACUCUGAACUGAGCAGUAAUCAGAUCAUAAGUGAAAAGGAGAUUGAGCAUCCAGAUGUUCAAAUUACAGGACAGACUUACAAAUGUGACAUUUGCAGAAAAUAUUUUGGAGAAGAAGAGAAACUGAUUAAUCAUCAACAUGUGCAUACUACAGAAAGACCCUUCAAAUGUGAAAUUUGUAAUAAAUUAUUUUCCCAGAAAGGGGGUCUAAACAAACAUAGACGUGUACAUACUGGGGAGAAGCGUUAUAGGUGUAGCAGUUGUAAUAAACGUUUCUUGGAGAAAAGUCAUCUUGAUAGACAUCAACGGACCCACACUGGUGAGAAGCCUUUCAAAUGUGAAAUCUGUAAUAACUUUUUCACGCAGAAAGGAAGUCUUGAUGCUCAUCUACGUAUGCAUUCUGGAGAGAAGCAUUUCAAGUGUGAGAUUUGUAGAAAAUAUUUUACUCGUUCUAGUUACCUAGCAGUACACCAACGUAUCCAUACUGGCGAGAAACCAUAUACAUGUGAGUUCUGCAAUAAUCGUUUUAGGUGCCGUGGGAAUCUUGUAAGCCAUAUUCGUACUCACACUGGGAACAAGGCGUGUUGAGUUUAUUUGCACAUUAUUCAACCAUAAGGGAGUGGAGAUGACUGUUUCGGCACAUUGUUAGUGGUUGUGUGUUUUCAUCAGCCAGCACUCAUGAAAAAACAUAAAUUGGAGGUGACUUAGAUUUCAGAGUAAUUACAGGGAAAUAAUAAGAAAGAAGAGCACCAUAUCAAGAACAGAAGUUAUGUAUUGAUGUUUUAUGAUUGGUUGAAGUUACAAUAAAUUGUCCAUUUAAACAUGUUCAUCAUCAGGAAUGACCAUGCUCAGCAAGACUGCAGGUUGCCAUUAGAGUUAGGUACAUUGCAAAUAAGUGUUACUGAAGUAUGACUGCUGUGGGAAGGCAGGAGUGCUAUAUGUGCUGUCACCCCAUUCCUGACAGCUUUACAGUCAUUGAUCCCUUCAGUACAUAUCAUUCUUCCUUCCCAGAGUACUGUAGUACUUGGCAAACUAUCAGGGAUUAGGCAUGCAUUUUGCAAUAUCUAUAUGGUAACUUUUUUUUUUUUUUUAAUUUUUGAUGUAAGGUAAGGCUUAUAUACAAUACUGGAUUUCAUAUUUAUUUCUCUUUUAUAUCAUAAUGUAAUUACAAUACAGCAAGCUGUAAAGUGUAUUUUUUGUACCAUUAUUAGCCUACAAAUCUGUGACUAAAUGAAACUGGAAAUAGUGUAUAGAACAUGUUUUGGUUAUUUAUGGU
Cryptotermes secundus is the source of this 3990-nucleotide messenger RNA. Its product is annotated as zinc finger protein 813. NCBI's taxonomy places the organism in Eukaryota, Metazoa, Arthropoda, Insecta, Blattodea, Kalotermitidae. The transcript is spliced from 6 exons. Gene Ontology annotation, cellular component: nucleus. Gene Ontology annotation, biological process: regulation of DNA-templated transcription. Bases 1170 to 3302 code for a protein of 710 amino acids. Gene Ontology annotation, molecular function: DNA-binding transcription factor activity, RNA polymerase II-specific; RNA polymerase II cis-regulatory region sequence-specific DNA binding. The record is from RefSeq and is a predicted model, not a curated record.